UGGAGACCUGGGCUCGAUGGGGAGCGAGGAGGAAAUUCUUGGGAAGUGAGGCUGGAAAGAGACAUGGAUUCGUCAUUCGGUAGCCCUGGCGGGGAAUUAUGGCUUAGUCCCGCCUUCUGUACUUGCAGUGCUCCCAAUCCUGGCAUGUCCAGGGAGUCGUAAUCCAAAGCUCCUGGAGGGCACCAGGUUGACGAUGGGCUCGUGAUUAUACGGAGGAGGUGGGUGGGUUUGAGUUCUUCCCCUGCCUCAAAACCCCAUUGGAUCAAUUUAAGUAAUACAGCAUGUUUCAGCCUAGUCUAAUUCACAGGGUUGGUAAAAGAAGGGGAAGGCCUUAGAUGUUUCCUUGAACUCUUUGAAAGGAGAAUAGGGUUUUAAAAAGAAAAGUAGUAGUGAAAAAGAAUUGGGAUGUUACGGUGGUGGGGGAAGUUGUGUAAUUGAUUUUGUAAUUUCUGUAAUGUAAGUGUGAACAUUUUCUUAUUUUUUGUAUAAACUGAUUUGGGUGUCCAUCAAGAUAGAAAAUAACUAGCAGCAGAUAAAGAGAUAAGAGAUAGGGGAAGGGACUAAAGAGAGAGGCUAAUAAAUGAAACGCCUCAAACAUGAGGUGCUGUAAGAUAAAUAGGAAAAUGAAGAAACUGUUUAGGACACAGUGCAAGAGAAGUUGGCUGGAGCGUGCUGAGAGUUGUAGGUUUCCUCCUAAACUUGCAUAGGAUUGUGCCUUUAGAGGUUUACAGUCUAAAGAAGAAUUUACUAAGCUGGGGAAAUCAAAUAAGUAAUAUCAGUUUAAGAAAGCAGAAGAGCUGAUAUUUUGGAGGUUGCUAAGGAUAACUACAGUCUUUGCAAGCAUGAGAUAUGGAAAAUCCGGGCUUGGUGAAAAUUGAGCAAGAGUCCUGUUCUGUAGACAUUGAUACCAGAAAUGCUCGAAACUCUCUUGACUAUCACUUAAAUAAUAACAGAAGCAGCCCCUCACCCAGUCCAAAUGGCAUCUCGAGUUACUCAGGGAAAGCUAGCCCUUCUGUAAUAUCUGGCGAGGCUGAUCAGCUGCCUUCCUUCAUGCAAGACAUUCAGAGGAGUGGAGACUCAGAAUUAUUGAACUGUGAGGCCGGGUGGUUACAAUUGUUCAGACUGGUGGAGAAACAAUGCCAAGACCAGAUAGCUGCCCAGCAGAAAGAUUUCUGUCAUCAGAUCCAUCACAUACAGAAUGAAAUCAGGCAGUUGGUGAAACAGCAGAACCAGCAUGUGUGUUCAUGCACGAAGCGACGCUCUCCAGGCAAACUUAAAAGCAGUUUUUCUUCAUUAGAAAGUCCGAUGGGGUUGCACUCUGAAACCUUUGAAGAAAAUGAGCUCUUUGCCGACCAGCUCAAGUGCAGCAACACGGAGAGUCAGCCAGCAGCAUCGGCCGUGCAUCAGGAGUGCCUUGCGAAUAGUGUUUCGAUGAGCAGUGGGUACGGCACCUAUUCCGCUGUGGAAAUGAGUCCCGGCAAAUGUAAAGACAUUCAGAUGUGCGUGGAGAACACAGAGGAGGUCACCAAAGGCCAGAAGGCUGCAUCAUCCGUGCAGGAGAAUUUAGUCACAGCCAGUAUUCAAAACACAGAGUGUAGCCAAACAACUGUAGAACAUUGUCCGCUACUAAAGGAUGAUGAUAUAGUUUUUCCUGCUGAGUUUGAACAUAUGAUUAAUGAAGGUCAGUGUGGAAAAACAAAUUGUAAAUCUUUAACAUCCUGGGCUCAAAAGCUGAAACAAAACCAAGUGAAGAGAAUAAAUGCAAAAGAAGGCGAUGCUCCUUCUGUGCAGGGGGAAGAGCAGACCCAGGCAUUCGCACUGGAGGAUACAAAACCUGCUGCUGCUGCUUUGCCAUCUUAUCCUUUUUACCUCAAUCAACCACACGGAAGCCAGAAUUCUUUAGUGUCUGAUACGUCAGGACUGACAUACUGGAAACUAGAUGAAAAGGAGAUGUACCACACUCUGCCUGAAAACCUUGGAAAUGAAUUUUGCACCCUUCCAACAAAAAUGUCCUCAGAGCAGCUGUCUUCUGGCGAUGAGGUGAAGCCAUCAUCCUUAAAGGAUAUAUAUCAUAAGAAACAAAGGGAAAGUAAGCAACUUCCAGACUGGAACCUUUCUCCGUUACAAUCAACUCACCCCCCUGAGAUCCUGACCCUUGACCCAACGCUGCAUAUGAAACCAGGCCAACAGAAUCCAGGACUUCCUUUAUAUAGCUUUGAUGGGACCCCGGAGAGGGUGUCCUUUUCACCAGACUCCAUGGCAGAUCCUGGCUUUUUUAUUCAUUCAGACACAGACUCGUUUUUGCACACAAGUACUAUAACAUCUCCUCCAUCCGCUGGGUCACCAAAAUACAGUUCUUAUCCAAGCAAUGAGAUCUUAAACGUAGAUGAUGAAGACAACUUAACACUAACUCCAUCUUCAGCUGCCCAGUCCCAGAUUCCAGCGGCUGAUAAUAGUUUGCCAGAGUGUAGCAUUUCAGUCACAUGUGUGGAAGAUCCUGUGGUAUUUUCCAAGAUUAGGCAAAAUUUGAGGGAAAAACAUGCUCGACAUAUUGCUGAUCUACGAGCUUAUUACGAUUCAGAAAUCCAAAGCUUAAAACAGCAGCUGGAGGCGAGCCAUAAACCUCCUUCCGAAGACUUGAAGAAAAUCAAUCAAAAGCUUGCUGACAGAUGCAGCCAGUUAGAGGCAGCACUGAACGAAGCUAAUAAUCGCACGAGAGGCCUUGAAAAUAAAAACAACACUCUAGAAGUGGAAGUGGCGGACUGGAGGGAGCGCUUUAGUGCCGUGACCAGCACAACCAAGGCCCUGCAGGAACGUGUGGAAGAAAUGCGCUCAAGCAGCAAGGAGAAAGAUAAUACCAUCAGCCGUCUCAAGAGGAGGCUUAAAGAUCUAGAAGAGGCCUUUGAAAAAGCCUACAAGCUCUCAGACAAUAAGGAUGCCAGGCUGAAGGAAGAAAAUAAAAUGUUUCAAAAUCUUUUAGGAGAAUACGAGUCCCUUGGGAAAGAACAUGAGAGAGUAAAGGAUUCUUUAAACAUAACUGAGAACAAGCUGCUGGAUGCACACACUCAGAUUUCUGAUUUGAAAAGAACAGUCUCAAAACUUGAAGCUCAAAUCAAGCAGCUGGAACAUGAAAACUUGCUCAAAUUUCGACAUCUUGCAGACAGUCACUUCAGAACAUCUUAUGUCAACAGCAAAUUAGCAAGCUGUGAUGUGAGCAGAAGGAAAUGGCUGAUACCAGGAUCUGAGUAUUCCAUCUUCACAGGCCAGCCUUUGGAGGCCCAAGGCAGCCCCAAAGAUAACCGGCUCGAAGAAACAUACGCUGCUUGCAGGCAGCAGUCACCUCCGGAAAAAGAUUCCUCUUCGGAUCCCUCACUGACAAAUGAAACCGCAAAAAAGGAAAGCAAAGUCCCAGAGACACCAGUCAUGAAAGCUUUCAGAGAACUCGAAGAAAGGAAGGCAGUGAAAAACUGGGGCACCCAGACAUCGAAAGAGGAAGAGGAGGUGGCAGCUCCCACAAAAACAAACACUCGGCGUCCAGUGGUUGGCUUUGAUGAAACCGCUCUGGGUUCCACCCGGUCCCCAGAGAAAAGCAAAGACCACGUCAGGCACAAAAGAUACAGCCCACCAGGCGGCCAGCGGUCCUCAUCUCUCCCACCUUCAAACAGGAAGCCAAAUACACCAACAACGAGAGAGAUCAUGCUGGCUCCCGUCACUGUCACCUACAGCCCCAAACGCUCUCCAAAAGAGAACCUCUCGCCCGGAUUUAGCCAGUUGCUCAGAAACACGGAGAACAUGACGACGAGAUUUGAUAUUCUCCUCGAUGAUUUGGAAACUGCUCCCCGGCCUGCAGCACAGUACAGCAACCCUUGGAAAAGGCUGGAGUUUCGCUCAGUAGGUGAUGCAGAAGACGUGCAGCAUGCCAGCCCAGGCAAAGCCAGCAGUGCAAAGCCACCUCCUUUGCGUGGGGGAGCAAAGGCAGGCGUGGUCGGGACGGCUUGGGAAGAGGAAGGCUCUACCCACGGGAGCACUCCGUGCCUGUCGUCAUCGAGCACAGCCGCCCCUUAUGAAGCCGAUUUCAAAUAUGUUUCUAGGAUUAAGACACUGGCUGAAACUGAGAGACUCUUUGAUGAACUCACACAUGAAAAGCAACAGAUAGAGGCCCAGCUGAGCCGAAUACCGUGUGCUGGAGGGAGAAUGACUCUGCAAGCGAGAUUAAACCAGGAAGCCUUGGAAGAUCGCCUGGAAAGAAUUAAUAGAGAAUUGGGUUCCAUCCGCAUGAUUCUGAAGAGAUUCCACAUUUUACGUACCUCUGCAAAUAUUUGAGAUGUCUCUCUUUAAAUUAAGAUAUCCUUUUGUUUGCACUAAAAGUAUAAUAAUUAUGCACUCUGGAAAUGCAAAUGUUUUUGUAUUUUUGUAAGCCUUCUACAGCAGUUUUGCAAUCAUGUUGCCCUUUACACACAGUAUUUUGUAUUGAGCCACAUAUAUUUUAAAAGAACUAUUUUUGUUACAUCUGAAGGAAUCAAUCUGUCAAUUCUGUAUUUUGCUACUUUUGAAGAAGUGUUAAUAGUUUUUUGAAACAGUGGGUCUGAAUUCUUUAUAGGAAUAGAGAAACCAAGAGGCAGCUUGUUUUCAAAGGUUUAUCAUGUUGAAAUUGAUUUUUGUGGAGUACUCUGCUUACCAUUUUUAUACAGCAGGUAACCUGUCUUGCAAAGUAAGUUAUGAAGUAUUGAUUUUUUAUUUAUGCUAAACACGUCACAUGGCUUCUUGUGAAGCAAGCUUUCAACAAACAUUACACAGAUUGUGGUUCAGACAUUUCAUCUUGUUUUGUAAUCUUUUUGUUCAGUUGUACUGCAGUGUUUUCAACAAAUACACAAGGUUGGCCUAGGGAAGUGUAUUUAAAUAUCUGUAUAGAUGCAUACCAAGGACUUAAGAGAGACCAAACCCAGUUUCUCUUUUUAAAAGAUGUUUUUAUUUUGCAUGUAUGUCGCUUGAAAUAUUAAAGCACCAUUGUCUAAAA
This is a messenger RNA of Varanus komodoensis (Komodo dragon), 5017 nucleotides long. RefSeq names its product M-phase phosphoprotein 9 (gene MPHOSPH9). The record is from RefSeq and is a predicted model, not a curated record. Lineage: Eukaryota; Metazoa; Chordata; Lepidosauria; Squamata; Varanidae. Bases 850 to 4323 code for a protein of 1157 amino acids. Gene Ontology annotation, cellular component: centriole. The transcript is spliced from 24 exons.